This is a messenger RNA of Acanthaster planci (crown-of-thorns starfish), 6566 nucleotides long. Its product is annotated as transient receptor potential cation channel subfamily V member 6-like. Gene Ontology annotation, biological process: calcium ion import across plasma membrane. Lineage: Eukaryota; Metazoa; Echinodermata; Asteroidea; Valvatida; Acanthasteridae. The record is from RefSeq and is a predicted model, not a curated record. Gene Ontology annotation, cellular component: plasma membrane. Gene Ontology annotation, molecular function: calcium channel activity; protein binding.
GUUUGUGACCCGCCGCGCCGGCUGCAUUUAGCGAUCGGUAUACUACAUGCAUAUGGAGCAACCAGCUUUAGCAACGCACGCAUAUCGUGACGCGUGAAGUAGUGUACAAAUAUCGAAUGGUCACUGCACGACGGGGUGUGCGUGGCCGGUUGUUGUGCGUAUUUGCGUGAUCAAAAUGAAUGAACUGAUGGCAGAAUUGGCUCAAGAAAAUGAGCAGAAAUUCUAGCAGGCUUAACGCGACGAGACUUUGAGAGCUGACAGGCCUGAGAAUGCUGUCCUACUGAGGAGUCGAGUGUGGAAACACUUUGUGGCAAGAUGGGCACAACUGUGGGUGCGGCCCUGCGGCGGUACUUCCCAUUUCCAUGCUUGGCCCAGGGACUGAUGGAGUCAGACGAUUCGGAGUGGCGGAAGCAGAAUGAGAACAAGAAUGCCAUCUACGACCUCAUCUACUUCGGCGGUCAGGGGAAGCUGGUGGAAGGCUACCGAAACAGAAAGAGCGAUGCCGAGUUCCAGGCCCUGAUCAGGAAGGAGGUGGGACCCUUCCUCUUCAAUGGCGGCCAGGGGAAGAUCAUCAAUGAAUGGGACUACAUCCAGUACCGGAAAAGCACUGUUGAUGACAAGAAGAGGAAGAUCCUGGACACCAUGUCGGACCACGAGCUGAUGCUCGAGUUCCAGGAGUACCAGCAGAUGGCCUUCAACCGCUUUACGGAGCACCAGGCCUGCUGGGACCUGGCCAAACGGGGUGAGGUGGGCGAGACCAUCCUGCACCUGUGCUACCUCAACAACACCAAGACCCACCGGGAGAUUGCCCGCUUCCUGCUGGAAACCUACCCCAAGUUGGCCCUGGAUGUCUACGAGGGGGCCGAGUAUUACGGUGAGGAAAUUUAUUGGGCUGUCAGAGAGAUUUUGCACACAAAACGGUGGCUUGUACACAUACGUUUUGUUCGAGGGCACCUCUCCACAGUUGCAUUUUCAGAGCACAUCGUGGUCCGUAUACAUGAGCUGGGAGGGCAUUCAUUGAUGCACAGUAUAUAUUGUAAUCCCAAUGUACAGAGCAUGUUCAAGCAUGUCAUCCAGCACAACAAGAUGCCGGCCAACUAUCACAUAGCCAACAAUGCUGGCCUGACCCCGCUGGAGCUGUCCUACCGGCUGGGCCGCAACGAGCUCUUUGCCCGCCUGCUAGACCUGGCCAGUGAGACCCAGUGGGCUUAUGGCAACCUGGCCUAUGUUGCCUACCCUCUGGGCAUGCUGGAUACCAUAGGAAAAGAUGGAGCACUCAACAAGCACUCGGCACUCCGAACAAUCAUCAAAAAAGACGACCCCCAACACCUGAGGAUGUUGGAAGGUCAAGUCAUCAAUCAGCUACUACAGGAGAAGUGGAAGAGAUAUGCCAGGGGGCAUUUCAUCUUCAAGUUUGUGUGGGCUUGUUUGCAUCUGACCCUUCUCAGCCUCUCAAUCACCCUGAGACCCGAAGGAGAUCUGCUCUCAGGAAGCGAUAACAUUACAAAGUUACGUUACUUCACGGAAGUGUGCGUCAUCAUCGGCUGUGUGGCCAAGACGGUAGUGGAGUGCAUUGAGAUCAGAUCCAGAGGAUCACUGCUGGAUUAUUGCAAGAGUCUGUACAUUCUUCCCUUCAAAGGUCUGUUCAUGUGCGCCAUUAUCAUGUUGUACAUCUGCGUACCGCUGCGCUUCCUCGGUCUCCGUCAAAUUGAGGACAGGCUGCUCAUCAUCAUUAUGCCUUUCUCCUUCGCCUACAUAUUGUUCUUCUACCGAGGUCACCAGAAGCUUGGACCGCUCAUUGUCAUGAUAGGCAAGAUGACCAAAGGAGAUGUCUGUCGCUUUGCCAUCAUCUACGUCAUUUUCAUCUUCAUUUUCGGGGAAGCAUUUUUCUACCUGUUCAAAGGUGUGGAUCCAGGGAUAUCCCAAGACUUCCAGACUUGGAAUGGCUCCAUGAUGAUGGCAUUCCUCAUGGCCUUUGGAGAUUUCCCAUAUGAGGUGUUCGAUUACUCUCGCAUCGGCUGGCUGUCGAGGUUCCUCUUUUUCAUCUUCAUGCUGCUGUUGCCAUGGCUACUCAUCAACAUGCUGAUUGCCAUGAUGGCCAAAACGUACCAGCAGGUGGAGGAGCGUUCCAAGAUGGAGUGGAAGCGGCAGUGGGCCAUCAUUCUCCUGAACAUUGAGCGGUCCAUCCCCAAGGGCAAGCUGGAAAAGUACCAGAAGGCCUACUCCACAGAGAUGCGAAUCCCCUACAGAGAAGCCCUCAAGAAGGGCCUGAUACAGGAGACGGACGAGGGGACGGGCAAGGCGGGAGGGACUGUGGUCAUCAGCUCCUACAAGGGGGAGGACCCUCCUCUCAUCCCCAAAGGCCACCGUAUCAUGUACAAAUCCUGGAAGAAGGAUGACCUGAAUGUGCCGCUGGUGCCCCUGGCAAAGCGAGAGACACCCCCGGACCCAGAAAGCGGGGAGAGGGAGAAAGAGUACGUCUGCCGAGCGCUCCUUAUCCAGACGGUGCUGCCCAAGAGCCGGGCCAAGGCCCGGAGGGAAGCCGUGCUGAAGUGGAGGGGAGCGCUAAGGAAAGUCAUCCGAGCUAACAAGCAUGCCAAGGUCCUGAUGCGACAGUCCCGGGCCAAAGUGGAGCGCACACCCCGCGGCGCCCGCCGUACCUCCCGCACUCCUGUCGCAUCCAUGGCUGCACCCAACCCCCUCACGAGCCUCCCGGAGACCCAGCCAGCUCCCGCCGGUGGUGAGGCCGAGGGGUCCCCGGACCAGGAAGCAGAGGUCCCAGAGGUCAAGAGCCCCAGGAAGGGUCAGCUGCCACCACUGAUCAGGCAGAAAAGCAGAGCCAUCCUUCCUCCUGUGGUCUAAUGUCUGAGGCGUAAAAUCUUUGAGGGCAAAUUUCAGGGACAGUAUCAAGGGUAGAAUCAUGUGUGGAAUAAUGUCAGGAGACAUCAUGACCACUGCUGUGCCUCCACACUUAGGCGCAUGGCGCACGUCCUCAGAAAUGGAAUUGUACUUGCAUUUUGGCAAGUGGUUAACACCCUCAUAGUUGUAAUAGGCAAUAAGCACAUGCAUACAGCCUGCAUACAAAUGUGGUGCAUGGUACCACUCGAGCAUUUCUUGUCUCCAGGUUGGUCAGUGUAAUUAAUUGUGCCCUGAUUUAGCAUCUUGAAAAGGCAAAGCUAACUAUUAGUUUGAAACUUUGCAGUAUCCACUGACUUUAUACGGCCUCAGUUGAAAUGUAAAUGCUCCUACCAAAUUAAUUAAACAACCUUUAUGUAAUAAAGUUUCUUUAUGGAACAAUGCGAAGCUAAGAUUAUAUAUUUACAAGAGAUCUUUAUGUAUAAAUAUUUGCACAAUAUCCUAAGCACAAAAAUGUGUAAAUAGUAUAGUUUACAGUGUUUGUUAGUGUGUCUGAGUGCAUCUAUAUGUAUUGUGUGGCUCAGGUGUUUCAACCACAGGAAGCCUCAUCUUCUUAACAGUGAGUUCUGUAGAACUGAAAAAUAGAAGUUAACUACUUCAUGCUGGACGAUGUGUAAACACUUGGAUUUUCGUUUAAACGGAGGUUCCACUAGUCUGUAGAGGUUGAACGUGUGUGGAGCCCUCAAGUGGCCAUGGGCAAUUGCAGCAAACAUCGCUCUUUGAAAUUUUUUGGAGUUUCAAAAAAGUGACAAUGCAGUAACAAAUUUUGAACAAAGGACCACCAAAAGUCAUCAUUUCUAAAGUCAGACUUUAUAACGAUUUGUGGUCCUCGUAAAUUGUUUUAAAAAGUUUGCAUUUUUGACCAAUUUAUUGUGGAACAAUACCACGGGCAAGUGGUUUAGUACAUCAGGAGGACAUUGCAUUGCUCCUGCAUAGAACUCAGGUUUCCUCCUCUAUAAAGAAACCAUAGAUCCAGAACUAAAUUUCCUGAGAGGGGGAGCUUGUUUCUUUCGGGCAAAAAAUUUGAAAAUCUUUAUGGUUAACUUUUGUGGCCUUCCCGAGGGCCGAGGCUAUACGUCGGGGAUUUUUACUGGUACUUGCAUUAAGAAGGGAAUGAUUUUGACCACCACAUCUGCCUUAUUACAGAAAAAGUUGACUGUUGUUUGUUUGGGUGAGAGGAGGUUGUGGUCCGCAUUGCUCUCUCCUUCACCCCUGGAUCUGCCCCUGCCAUCAGCUGUUCCUGCAUGGAGUCCACAGUAGCACUGGAGGGGGUUUUUUUUAGCGUAGUGCAAUAUAAUUGUUCAAAGUGUGUGCAGAAAAGUUUUGGAAUCUUCAUUUAAACUACUUUAUAUUCAUUGUUUCUCAGGUAUUGUUAAAUUGCCGCCUUCCAGACAUAUAUACAUUUUGGCAGGUGAAAUAUGAGGCUUUCUACUUGUCACAAUACCACAUAACAAACUCGGGUGUUAAUUGGCAAAAAUACAAGACAAUUGGGGAAGGGAUGGCACAGUAGCAGUGCCUCUUCUCCAGUGCCUCGUUGAAGUGCCUCUCAAAUAUAGCAAUGGGUUGUCACCUACAUUCCACUACUAUGAAAUAUGGUACUUAUGAAUAUUGAGUUCUUACUUCACUAUAGUAUUACUGUAUCUUUUACAUGUAGCUUAGUGAGACUGUAUUUUUCCUAGAUCGAAUAUAGUGCCUUGUGUGAUAAGAACUAUUUCCAUUGCAAAAAUCUUCCUGCUGUUGUUAGGGCGAAACUUUUGUAAUAGAUUCUUUUUAGCACAAGGUUUCACGGGGCUAAAAGCUAAGCAAGGUAACAGAGAUGUGGGUUCUGUACGGAUGGCGAAGUACCUCCUCAUUGUUGAAGAAGAGAGGCUGUGCUGACCAUUGGGACUGGAUGCUAGGUGCCCAUGUGAAGACUGGUCAUUCGCAUGAAAAUAGGAAACUUUCAAGAUGCCUGGUGACGGCAAAUGCACUGGUCCCACCUGACCCAUCCGCUACUGUUAACGUCUUUUUGAGCACGUGCAUAUUUGCACAAACCUGAUGCAAUCAAUAAUGGGGUGGCCACGUGAGACAGGUAUGUUUGCUGCCACCAUGAGUCUCAAAAGGCCCCCACUGGUCUUACAUGCACUGCACCGUACAUCCCUGCACACAGGUGUUUGCCCACCCACUCUAGUUUAAGGUUUUACAGAGGGGGAAAUAUUGUGUGGACAUGUGCAAGGCAACACAAUGUCUUUGAGCCCUAGAUUACGUGGACUUCUUUUGUUCUCAUGGUCCCCACAAGGUGUGCCAAACAAGUCCAUGGAGUGUCUUCAUAAACUUCUAAAAGGAUUGAUCUGCUGAAUUAUACGUGCAUUUUUGGUCUGCGAGGCGCCCAACUAAAAUAAAAAGUAUGGUUUCACCCCUGGAUAUAAGGAAAUUAUGCACAGUUGAAGAAUUCCAGAUAUAAAAUUCUGUGAAGCUAUUUUUCAGUUCUAAAAUAUUACUCUUACUCUCAGUCUAUAUAUUCAUUCAUGAUAAUUGAAAAAAAUAGAGUUUCCAGCUGUGAAAUGAGAUAGCUGAUUAAAAGAGCAGUUAUAUGAACAUGAUGGAACAUGCACAAGAUGCAUUGAAUGCUGUUGUGCAUGCCGCCAUCUAUUAUUUCACCUAUACUUUUCCAAAAGUGUAUGGUUAUGCAGUUACAUGUAUAUGCCUGUGUGCGUGUCAGCCCAAUGUGACGUUGAAAGUACACCCUCUCUUGUUCAUGCAUAGGAGACCAGACUGAGAAAUUGGUUGCAGGGAAAUUUUUGACUAAGCAAUACAUGUAUUUGCCGCAAUGUAAGAAGCAUAAAUGAGAUGUGCAGUCUUUCACAACUUUCAGUUCCCCAAAUUUUAUUUUUUCAUAACAAGAAGCUUAACAUAAUGUUUGAAAUACAUUACACCUUAUAUUUGUACAAGUACAUGUCGGUAAAACAGUUGUGGUUUUAUUUGGACAGUGGAAAAUAAAAGUGCCUGAUUUUUUGGAAAAGUGUGUCAUACCGGCACUAAGUACAUUUUGGUAAUUUUCAGAGGUGUUGUCAAGCCAAGUUUAAAGCAUUUUAAGGGUAAAAAAAAAUGUAUACAGUGCAAAAGAAGGAUUAUCUACACGUCCAAAUAAAAAUGCUAGAAAAAUAUCUGAACAUAAGCAUGAUACAAAAUAUACAAUUAAAAAGACUAAGUGUAAAACAAAGACCAAAUAAGGCUUCUCUCAACCAGUCUGUCAAUAAAUUUUGCUUUCUUUGGCGAUGAUUCGUGCUCUGAAAAUUUAAUCUACAUGUAUAAGCUCUUGUUGCUUUUUGCCAUAUUCAAAGAGGAUAACUGAUGAAGUCGUACUUGAAAGUUGGAAGUAUCUGAAGGCAUGAAAACAUUUCAGGCAUGGGCAAUGUGUUGUAACGAUUUAUCAACAAAGUACUUCACGCCUUGCUGUAAUUUCAGCACAUGGAUAUCGCUUACAGGUAAGAAUAAAUAAAUGAAAGUGUGCAUACAUAUGUUCCUCGAAUGUCAACUAACUCUUAACAAUACACGUUAAAAAAGACAUCUAAGCUGGAGUAGCAACAUGCAUGUCCCAUUGUGCAACAAAUUACCGUACAUUUUGUGGAACGUAAGCAGGGGAUAAAUUAUUUUAUUAAGGUUUAUGC